AUGGUCGACGACAGCGGUGGUUCCGCGGACAGCGACGCCCUCAUCGGGAGCCCGACGCUGCGGCGAGGCUUGGAUGUCCAAGACGGGCUCGCAUGGGCUGGAUCCAGUGGAUCAGACAACAGUGACUCUGACUCAGAAUCUUCCUUUGAUUUCGACGACCAAGAGGAGGUUCUGAUGGAAGGAGCAGACGUUGCCACGCGCCGAGUGUUCACCGUCGUUGGCGUAUUUGACUCCUUCACAGACGCAAGAGUAACUAUGGUGGACGAGGACGACAAUGUUCACGCGUACGAAACUCGCUACCGGACAGACCGACUUCUUGCGCAUGUGUACCUGUGCCAGUCCCAUGACGGAUGUACACAUCGGUUCCGAAUCAAAUCGACCCUCGGUGACACGGUGCCAGCCACCUUUCAUCUCGAGCAGCCCGGCGAGCAUGGGCAGAUCGCAACUGGGGCCCGCCGUCGUGGUAUCCACCCCACGAUACGGGAAGAAGUGGACGCUCUUCUCAAUAGGGUGAUAUUUAUCACCUGUUACUUUAGCACUCUUCGGCUGUUGUGUCUCCAGCCCCUGUCCACCUGUCGUUAG
Phytophthora sojae is the source of this 582-nucleotide messenger RNA. RefSeq lists its product as hypothetical. The transcript has a single exon. NCBI's taxonomy places the organism in Eukaryota, Oomycota, Peronosporomycetes, Peronosporales, Peronosporaceae. The record is from RefSeq and is a predicted model, not a curated record. Bases 1 to 582 code for a protein of 193 amino acids.